Molecule: messenger RNA, 1551 nt
Organism: Plasmodium fragile
Lineage: Eukaryota; Apicomplexa; Aconoidasida; Haemosporida; Plasmodiidae
Exons: 1
Coding region: 1-1551 (516 amino acids)
Source: RefSeq, a predicted model, not a curated record
AUGAAUCUUUACCUAAAUGUGCUGCACGAAAUAGAGGCGAUUCUUCAAACGUGCAACGAAGACGUGUAUCAAAAGGUUCGCAAAAUAAUCGAGUACAUUCGAAAGAACUACAGGGAAGACCAGGAGGAGGUGGUCGCGCCGAAGAGAAGCAAUGUUGCAAAGAAGAAGAGAGCCAAUUCGAGGAGGCGAGAUGAAAAAGACACGAGUGUUGCGAAGCAGCCGGAGAAACAACUGGCAACGAAGGUAGGAACGAAACUGACCACGAAACAGACGGCGAAACAGGCAGCAAAAUUGACCGCCAAGCAGGGAGAAAACGCGAACAGUAUAAAGAACUACUUCAAAGUAGUGAAGAGGGAACCUCCCUCUCCAAACCCGCAUAAUGCAGAUACGCUAGCGGAGGAUGUCAAGACGGAGGGAUCGUGCGAAAUGGAAAAGAAAAAAAACAAAAGCACUAUUCCACUGAUUAACACGUUUUUCUUCUACGGAAAUUAUAACAUUAUAAUAAUUAUGUACUACAUUAUAUGUAAAGUAAACCUUCAUAAUGAGGAGGACCUUUUUUCAAGUGAGAACCACCAUGGGGGGGGAAGCCCAAAUGGAGAUGCCAAAGAUUUCAUAAUUCAUAGUAACAAAAGUGUUACACACAUUAUGUGUCCUCAACUGAAGGAUAACGAUGUGAAAGGAUUGAACGAGCUGAUGAAGGAAAUUGGAAGGUACAAGUUAAACCGCCUUCACAUAUUCAUUGUAGAAGCCUUUGACUCAUUGAAUUAUCAAUUUAGGAAAAUGUUUAUGGGCAAAAUGAGCAAAAAUAAUAAUAAUAUCAUUUUCUUCCACAGCACUGUUUAUUUGAAUGAUCUUCAUUUGGACAAUUGUCUAUAUGUGCGAAUUCCCAAGCCAGACAAACUUUUAUUCAUUUCACAUUUUUUACAUUUGUGUGAAGAUAAGUAUAAUAUUGACAUUCAUCACAAUAAGGACAGGAGGGACUACGUGGAAAAUGUUAUAAGCAGUUGCAACUACGACAUUUCGCUCAUACUCACCAUGCUUUACUUUAUUAAGCUUAAUAAUUUCCCGGAGUUAAAAAAAAUUAUUAAACUGAUAGUCAACACAAAUGUAAAAAAGCUAAUUUGUAUUAUACACAAAUGUGUCAUUUCUAAAAAUGCCCUCUUCAUGAUUAGAAAUAUUUUAUAUUCCAUUUUAUAUACUUACAAUUUUGACAUGCACAAUUUUUUGACUGUCUUUUGCAAACAAUUGAUUUCAUUCCACAAAAAUGAUGAUAAUUAUAAGAAGGAAAUUUUUUCCUUGUUUUCAGAAUAUAGCUAUUAUGCUUCCUUACAUGACAAUAAUAUUUGUUCCUUGGAGAGCCUCGCUUCUAAAGUGAUUCUCCUUGAACAAAAGUACAUCACCACGUUGAACCCUAGUUACCUCACUUCCGAGGACAAGGACGAAUUGAGUACUAGCUUUCAGUCCGAGCUCGAGUCACAGCAGCAAGCCCGGGAAUCCACCUACACGGACCACACCACCCCGGGGGAGAUCCUCCUGCCGCCGCAACCCUAA